AGCCUUAAUGCAACCAAUAUCGGAGCUUAAUCUAUUGGUAUUUUCAGCAUCUUUAAUUUUAACAAAAGCUUGAUUGUCGACAAAUAUUUAAAAUUCCAUUUGUUAUAUUUUAUAAGAAAACAUGAGUAAUUCUGUUUUUAUUCUUGAUAAUGGUGCUUACACAGCAAAAGUUGGUGUAGCCAGUGAGACACCUAAGUUAAUUCCGAAUUGUAUAAUGAAAGCAAAGAGUGAACGUCGUAGGCCUUUUAUAGGGAAUCAAAUCGAAGAAUGCAGAGAUGCUUCUGGACUGUUUUAUAUAUUACCCUUUCAAAAAGGUUAUUUAGUGAAUUGGGAUAUUCAAAAAACUGUAUGGGAUUAUAUAUUUUCAAAAGAAUCUUGUUCGGUUAAUUUAAGUCAACUAUCUGCAAUAGUAACUGAACCAAUAUUUAAUUUUCCAAGUAUUCAAGAAGCUAUGACAGAAAUCUUCUUUGAAGAAUACGAGUGUCACAGUCUUCUGAGGAUAAAUGCAGCGAGUCUCUCAUGUUAUAAUUAUAAAGCAGAAUAUCCUACUACAAAAUGCUGUAUAAUAGUUGAUAGUGGCUAUAGUUUUACACAUGUGAUCCCAUAUAUUAAUGAUACAAAAGUAAAGGAUGGAAUACGAAGAAUAGAUGUAGGUGGCAAACUUUUAACAAAUCAUUUGAAAGAGAUAAUAUCUUAUCGUCAGCUGCAUGUUAUGGAUGAAACAUAUGUAAUUAAUCAAGUGAAAGAAGAUUGUUGUUUUAUAUCCCAAGAUUUUUUUAAAGACAUGGAACAAGCCAAACAUAAAUUAGAGAAUAAUUCCAUUGUUAAAGAUUAUGUUUUGCCAGAUUAUACAACUCUACGUCGUGGAUAUCUUAAAGAUCCAGGACCGUCUAAUGAGCAACAAACAUUACGUUUGAGUAAUGAGAGAUUUGCAAUACCAGAAAUAUUAUUUCAUCCAUCGGAUGUUGGUAUCCGACAAAUGGGUAUUCCUGAAGCUAUUAUGGAUUCGAUAAAGUCUUGUAAUGAAGAAACAUGGCCCCAUUUAUUAUCCAAUAUUGUUUUAACUGGUGGCAAUGCAAAUUUCUCAGGAUUUAGAGAUAGAAUUUAUAAAGAAGUUAGGAGUUUAGCUCCAGCAGAAUAUUCUGUGAAUGUCUAUUUACCACAAAAUCCAAUUACUUAUGCAUGGUUCGGUGGGAAACAACUUUCUCAAAAUACAAUAUUUCCUAAUCUUGUAGUGACGAGAGAGGAGUAUGAAGAAGAGGGACCAUCAGUAUGUUUUGAAAAAUUUGACAUAUAAUUCCUUUUUUGUUAUACAAUAUUAAU
Pogonomyrmex barbatus (red harvester ant) is the source of this 1323-nucleotide messenger RNA. RefSeq names its product Actin-related protein 6. Lineage: Eukaryota; Metazoa; Arthropoda; Insecta; Hymenoptera; Formicidae. The record is from RefSeq and is a predicted model, not a curated record.